This is a messenger RNA of Xenopus laevis (African clawed frog), 3510 nucleotides long. RefSeq names its product regulating synaptic membrane exocytosis 3 S homeolog (gene rims3.S). Gene Ontology annotation, cellular component: cytoskeleton of presynaptic active zone; synapse; membrane. Lineage: Eukaryota; Metazoa; Chordata; Amphibia; Anura; Pipidae. Gene Ontology annotation, biological process: maintenance of presynaptic active zone structure; regulation of synaptic vesicle exocytosis; positive regulation of synaptic transmission. Gene Ontology annotation, molecular function: small GTPase binding; transmembrane transporter binding. The transcript is spliced from 7 exons. The record is from RefSeq and is a predicted model, not a curated record. Bases 1450 to 2376 code for a protein of 308 amino acids.
UUUUACAUAUGCUUUGAAAUAUCUAUUACAUUGCAAGUUCUGUUAUAAAUAUAUGUAUAAAACACCAUUUCAUAGGGCCUUUUCAAGUGAAUUAACACAUUUAGCAGAUAAAACCUCACUUCCCAUAUGAAAAUGUGAGCCAAUAACAGUCUAUUCUUUUGGUGGGUAACCAUAGCAACUCCAAUUGCAAUUUAGUUUUGCUGGCAGGAUGUAUACUUGCAUGGCAACUGCAGCAGGGUUCUGUGGCUAAGGGUUCAGCACAAAUGUGUAACUGUUACACAUCUAAGAAUGUUAAUUAAGGGGAAGGGGGCCUGGACCACAGGGUCUGCUUGCUCAAUACCAGUAGAGAAAUCCCCCUCUCAAGUGGCCAGGCUGGAAGUUCCAGGAGUGAACAGGUAGGCAUAAAGAUUCAUGCCUGGCCCCUCUCUCUGGGGGUUUGGCAACCUGUAGUUACGCCACCGCAUUAAAUUAUACUUUUUAUUCACAGUCUGUUGGUUCUUGUUUUAGCCCUUCAACUUCCUAUGAAGGGUACUGGGAGUUCAUUUGUAUGCCACUGAUACAUGAAAUAUGUUACAUCUUAAAUUGUAACCACAUGGGUAGUUUGUCACCAACUCCAACUUACAGAAUAACGAGAGAAAGUGCAAUUCUAUUAUGAAGUCAAAGAUAGGAAAUGAGUCAGUAAUCUUUUUUAUCUAGAUCAGAAAUAACGCCAAAGCUGAAACUUGUUAAUGUGCCUAUUUCCAUACAUGCAUUCCAGUGGAAUGCUUAAAUCCUAGUCAUUUCCUGCCAUGUAUUUGCAUAUCUGUUGAUGGGCAGCCUUACAUCUGUAACUAUCACCCUGCAUUUCAGGAAGGCCAAGUGUGCCACUUAUUGGGCAUUAAACACCUCUUUAUCUCAAGAGUCCAGUCCUCAAAGAGCCCUUUCAGGUAAAAAUAUCCAUAGUGUAUCCUGCUACCAGUAUAAAAAUAGAAAUAAAAUGAUUUUCUGUUCAGCAGACUGGGCACUACAGUGUAAGGCAAUGUUCAGUACUCUUUGCCGGCAGAUAAGGGUUAAGAAGGCAUCUCCAUGCAAGCUUUUGGCUACUGCAGAAGUGGGUCAGUGUGGUUGCCAUGGAGACGCUUUAGCAACCAAUCUUGCAACCUCUCUCUGUCUCUCGGCAGAAGCCCUUCAAGAUUGAAAGCAUCUUCAUCUUCAUCUUCCGUCUCUACAUCCUUUUUACUCUCUGUCUCACUGUUUCAGUCUCUGCUGUGGUGCCAGUGGCCGGCCCUGCUCCAUGCUGCACCCCUCCUUCCAUGCUCACAGCAGCCCUGCUUCUGGUCGCUGGGGAAAGGGGAGAGGGAGGGAGAGAGGCAAAGUUGGGGGAUCUCUUUGCCUUUUUCUUCAGUCAGUUCUUCUCCACGCCUCCCUGGCACCAGGAUUCUGCACACCAGCUGAUCACUUAUCCCUACAAUGUUCAACGGGGAGACCAGUUCUUCAGUCAGGAAUGUCAUCAGGAGUUCCAGUAUCAGUGGAGAGAUGUACAACCCGGAGAAGGGCAACUCGGCAAAUCCGGAUGCUGCCGGUGUUACCACUACCAAGAAGAGAAGGUCCAGCCUGGGAGCCAAGAUGGUGGCAAUUGUUGGACUGUCACAAUGGAGCAAAAGCACCCUGCAGCUGAACCAACCUGAUGGUACCACCAAGAAACUGCGUAGUAAUAUUCGGCGCAGCACAGAGACAGGAAUUGCCGUGGAGAUGAGGAAUCGGGUCACCAGACAAGGAAGUAGGGAGUCCACAGAUGGCAGCACCAAUAGCAACAGCUCUGAUGGCACAUUUAUAUUCCCCACUACUCGGUUGGGAGCUGAAAGCCAGUUUAGCAAUUUCCUUGAUGGUCUAGGACCUGCACAGAUUGUGGGAAGACAAACACUGGCUACACCCCCCAUGGGGGAUGUUCACAUUGGUAUAGUAGACAGAAAUGGACAGCUGGAGGUGGUGGUAAUACAGGCCCGAGGUCUGACUCCAAAGCCAGGCUCCAAAUCUAUACCAGCUCCAUAUAUUAAGGUGUACCUGAUAGACAACGGAGUCUGCCUUGCCAAGAAAAAGACAAGGACUGCAAAGAAAACUUGGGACCCUGUAUAUCAACAGGCUCUUUUGUUUGAUGAAGGGCCACAGGGCAAGGUCGUACAGGUAAUAGUUUGGGGAGACUACGGUCGCAUGGAUCACAAAUGUUUCAUGGGGAUGGCACAGAUCCUUUUGGAGGAGCUUGAUCUUAGUUCCUGUGUAACAGGAUGGUACAAACUCUUUCCUACUUCUUCUCUGGCAGACUCAAGCAUUGGUCCCCUCACCCGCCGACUCUCCCAGUCCUCCCUUGAGAGUUCCACCAGCCCAUCCUGCACUUAAUCAGUGGAAGACAACCUAUUUAUACUACCUUCCCCCCUUUAUCCCACAGCCUAGACGAUCACUGUCUCAUCCUCGUCACAAAACUGAGGCUUGGAUGAAAUAAAAAUCAAUGUACCAGUCCAGUGCUGUGGGAAAGAACUUGAAAAUCAGCAGGCUAGCAUUGGCAUGUGGAGCCCAGCUCCACUGCUACUGCACAUAUAAAUUAACAUGCAACUUUAGAGACUGUUAUAACAAAUUAUAUGGGAAAAGAUUUAUAGAAUAAAACAUACUUGGACAAUUCAAUCAUAAAAUAACUGAUGAAACAGUUCCCUAUUAAUUUGUUUCAUAGGGCAGUGGUUGUUUAAUUCAGUUGUUCAUGGCAACCACUGUUAACCACUGUUAACUUGUGAUAUACAACCAACAUAGAUUCUCCAAAUCGAAGACAUUCAACACGUCACUUUUCUUCUACAAGAGAAAAAAAGCACACUUAUAGCAGUGACAAGCACACAAAUGCUAACUCAUAUUAAAUAACUGCACAUAUAUUUACCCACAGUAACUGCAGGUGCCUGCUUGUUCUUUUUCCUAGCAAGUCAGUGCUCCGCUGUGACUGUUUUUUUAUUUUUUGACCCAUGUUCUCACCUCUUCUGCUUCUAACAAAUUCCUUCUCAUAUUGAAAAAAUAGAGCCAGACUGUACAAAUCUAGCAUCUAUGAUACUUUCCACUUUUUAUUUAAAUCAAUAUAAAACAAUAGAUAUGUAUGCAGUUACCUAGUUACACAAGAGAGUACUAUUUUUUCAGGUUCGGAUAUUUCUUUUUAAAAUGGAAUGUAACAUUUUCAGUGUGCAAUCAUAACUCUGACAAUGCACAUAAAGAGGUGAGGAAAGGAAGCAUUUAACUUAUCUACACCUUUCUUUUCAGCACUGAUAAGCAAUCUUGUUUUUGAUAUAGACAUAUAAAUGCAUGCUGCUUCUUGAGUGAAUUCAGAACACAUCCAAAUCACGUAUGUAACUCCAAGUGCAUUAAUUAUAAUUAGCUGCACUGAAUAUUUUAAUACUUUAGUGCCACAAGGAACUUCAGAUUGAUUGUGUCUUUCACAGUUACCCAGCACCAAAGGAUUGUAUAAAAUUAGCAACACAUUUUACUACUAAAACAUUA